Pelobates cultripes (western spadefoot toad) is the source of this 312-nucleotide messenger RNA. The record is from the annotation of a GenBank genome assembly. Lineage: Eukaryota; Metazoa; Chordata; Amphibia; Anura; Pelobatidae.
AUGAGGGCCACACCGCCGCCAGAUUAUCCUGACAUCAAGAUAUACGCUGACUUAUCAGCGGCAACACUAAGAAAGCGGAAGGCAUUUCAUCUGAUUACAGCUACCCUGAGAGCGCACGGUAUUAAGUACAGAUGGGGCUUUCCCACUAAGUUAUUGAUUGCCAAAGAUAGAGGAAUCACCGCCAUAGCAAACCCGGACGAGGGGGCAAAGCAACUGAGUGCCUGGAAUAUACAAGUCGCACAGACCAUGUCAACGGCCAAACCCGUGGGGAAACUUACCACGGAAUGGAAAAAGGCCGCCAAGAAACAUUGA